This is a messenger RNA of Haliotis rubra (blacklip abalone), 563 nucleotides long. RefSeq lists its product as uncharacterized. The record is from RefSeq and is a predicted model, not a curated record. The coding region runs from base 137 to 490 and encodes 117 amino acids. Lineage: Eukaryota; Metazoa; Mollusca; Gastropoda; Lepetellida; Haliotidae. The transcript is spliced from 2 exons.
UCAUGCUUAUCUGUCCGUACAUCUAAAUAGCAUUUACACGUUAGUACUUUUAGUGUAAGUGUUGACAUUACUCCAACUUUCCUAUAAAGUACAGCUGAAAUACAGAACAAUCACCAAACCCUUGGUUCCACUGACAAUGGCGCGGAACCUUCAGAUUGCCGUGUUGAUCCUCGUCGUCGUCGUCCUCCUCGCUCCAGCAGAAGGCGCUUUCGGCCAUACUACUUCAUGCAGCUCCAGCUGUAACUGCAGCGCCCUCUGCGGUAAGAUGGUCGUGAAGAAUUUUGGGACGAUCUACCGGUGUACCUCCUGCUCGGGCUGCGUGUCGGCGUGUGCCUCUCGCUGUGCCAGUAAAGUGGCCCGCUGGUCCAGAUACUACUGUGGAGGCAGCUCGCGAGGGGAAAGCAUCAAACCCUACUACAGAGUGUAUUCAUACUACAAAGGCUAUUACUCCAGGUCCUAUGUCUGUGGAUACUACAGAUAUCACGGCUAGGUGACACACUGAUUCCUGAGUCCGGCCAGCCCUAAUGUCUUCCUGAAUUCAGAAAUAAACCUGCAAAUGAUCA